AAGUUCUUACGACUGAUAAUAAUAUAAUCUGUGUGCGUCACUAGUACGUGUACAAAAAUCAGCCAUUUAUGUUUUGUACGCUGAAAAUCAUGCAUUGACUGACACGAACUUAGUUUGUGAACAGCUGGUGAACUUGAAAACUGCUACGAACUCCUAAAUGACUACGAAAUUCACGAUUUUUAGGUGACGGUUCAACAACCCAACAUGGAUGCCCAAAGCGUCGUACCACCGCACAUUACGAUCCCGGUUUUGGCCGUGGUUGUUCUCGUUUGUCUCGUUUUCAUGUUUGGAUUUCGCAUGACCAGUCCGCAACCACCGAGUUUCGAUUUUGAUGAUGAGUCCAAUGAUAAGAAAUCCAGACGGGGCAGGAAAAGAGUAACAUCGUCGCGACCAGAGAAAACAAGCACAAAUGGAUCUGUUCCAACGCAGAAAGAAAGCCGGGAGAAGGCGGCGCCAGCCAAGACUUCUCCGAGCAGUAACAGCAGCAAUGCCUCUCCUAAGAAGGCCAAGCCAGCUGUACCUAAGAUCACCACGUCUAACAGUGCCCCAAAGCCAAAGAAGACAAAUGACGGUGCUAGCCAUGAGAGGGAAGAGCAAGAAGGAGGCGAAGGAUGGAUCACACCGAUUUCCAAGAAAGAACGCAAGCAGAACAAGCAGAAUGCAGGCCAGAAGGAGGUUACCAGUCAAGGCCCGGCUAGGCUCUCCCCCAGGCCCCACAAGAUGACAGCCUCAGGGGACAGCGUACAGAGCAGCACCAAAACAACAGAGCAAGCGGCUGUUGCAGAGUCUAAUUUGACUGCAGAGAACGCCACCCAAACCGAUGAACAAACCAAAUCCGUUGAAAAGGUCGAAGAGAAGAAAGUUCCCGAGACUUUAGCUGCCUCCCCUCCUCCUGCCGCAGCACUAGAGUCACCUUCCACUAACAGCAGCAAGAGCUCUCGAAAGAAAAAGAAAGCAGCAGCAGCUGCAGCCGCAAUUGCUGACUUUGCUUCAACGAUACCAUCCGAUAAGGUUGAGGAACCGACUGUGGCUAGUGACGAAGUACAGGAGGUACAGAGCGAGAGUGUAGUGGAACCAACAGAAAGUGGGGUGGAACCAACAGAAAGUGGGGAUGCACCGAUAGAGCCUGAAGGCAAAGCGGAAGAGGCGGAGGAGGAAUUCACAGUCACAAAGUCAAAGAAAAGCAAAAAGAAAAAGGCCAAGAAUGCGUCAUCCGCCGUAGCAAGUCCAGAAGCAGCCCAACCCUCCAGUUUGCCAGAGAUCCCUGCCAGCCAGCCCCUUGCCACAACUAGCCCCAAACCAGACAGCCCAGUCAAGGAGAAGCAAGGGUCCCCUAAGAAAUCUCCCAAGAAAUCUGCCAAGAAGCCAGCAUCGAAACAAGUUCCUUUAGAAACAGAAGAAAGUAGCAGUAAACCUGAUUUAGCUUCAAAAGAUACAGGAGCAUCGUUAGACCCUGAUUCAAAAACACACGGGGCACAGGACACAGUAGAAGAGAGACUGGCCCCCGAACCCAUCCCUAGUCCAGAUCCAGCAAGCCCAACCAUGCCAAGCCCAACCACGCCAAGCCCAAGCACACCACAAGACAGUGUAGAGGCUGCACCAUCGGAGGAGAGGAAAGACGGGGCAACAGGGGGAGAAGCAGGAGAUGACUGGGUCGAAGCCAAACCAGUCAAGAAGAAGAAGAAGGUCAGGAAGGACGUCUGACCUUUGACCUUUCAUCUCUGUGAGGCGGUUGACCUCCGUGUGCCUUUUAAAGAGACCUCUGUACCUGGGUCGUGCCUUUCAUCCGGCAGAGAAACCAACAAGGCUGUGCAAGGAUAUGGAGAUGGCGGUGGAUAUCAUGACCUUUGAACUAUGACCUUUACUGUGACACCCAGUGCAGUUUCCAUUUUUUAAUGUACCCCAGACAUUGUGCAGAGCCUUGCGUAUCCGUAAUUUGAAUUCCAUGUGCUGAUGGCAGGACUGAGCUACCAUAUGAAGUACAGCAGUGAACGACAUGACCCUUGACCUUUGACAUCCGUCAUGACAACCAGCAUUAUUUUCAACCCAGGAAUACAAUCAAAGUAAAGUCGAAGGUAGGGAAAGCAGUAUGUGGGAAAUCAAUUCUGAAGUGGCAGAUCGGCAAAGAUGUGACUUGAAAACUCCUAAGUUCUGAUGGAAUAUGACCCCUGUUUUUUUUUUUUUUUUUUUUAACUUGCACAAAAUGCAGAAUAUCUACCAUUGCAUUCAGGAGUCAAUUAUUCAUAGAUAUUGAAAGGUAUACUGAACUGCUCCCAAAGCUUCAGUCACAAUUCAUGCCAGCACAAUAUCCAGAAAGAAAUAGAUUUUAAGAGUUAUUGUGAGAUCAGCGUCCGACAUGAACAUUUCUGGAGUAUAUGUAAAUUUCAUCAUUUAUAGCAACUGUCAAAACCAAAUCGGUGCCAAAAGGUGCCAAAGUUUAGAAACCUUCUUGCAGUCAAUCCAAACAUGAGUCUUUUUAAUUCUAACUACCAAUACAUUCUCCUGAACUCUGUUGGUAUCCCUCACAAUGUGUGUCGAAACUUUGACGACUGUUGCUUUACAUCGAAGCAUGUGAAAGGUACAUGUCAUGGUAUUUGUUGAAUAUGUUGCCAAAUAUGAAGGGUGUUUAGAAGUAGAAAUCAAUUGAAAAAAUAAUAAAUUUUGAACAUUGUUUGAUUUAUUUUCUUGAAUUGUACAGCAAUUAGCUAGUACAGGAGACACAAAAUUAUAUUUUUUCUCUGAUUUUAGAGGUAUAUUACAAGUUAGAGUAUAUUAUUUUGUGUAUGAUAUGAGAUUAUUGAAACAUUUUUUAUUGAAAUCAGAUGCUUCAUCAUUCCAACCAGUUAAGGGCAUUUGUUAAAAUAUUUUUGAAAGAAAGCAUAAGCAACAUUUACACACUAAUGAAAUAUCAAAUUUACAAUUUUUCAUAAAAAUGUGGGAUGGCUAUUUUUUAAUCAACGACAAGAGUAAAAAAAUUCUCCUUUUUAUUUUGCUGGUGGCUGAUUGGAGAGAAUGAAUAGAUGAAUGUCAAUUUCUCAUGCUAUAUUAGUGUUUGUAAGACUUACUAGAAUAUCUGAGGUUGAAGUAGACUUCAAAUAAAUAUGUACAUAUUACUUAUUUUUGAUGCUAUCUCAUACAAAAACUGCAUGAAUUCAUCGCAGCAUUCAUGUAUACGACAUUCCCAAAGAAUAGCCCUCGUGUUGCCUUAAAAAUUUCCAUUUUUUGGUGACAUUCUUUGAUGAUCAAUAUUUCAUUUUUAGCAUUCCGUUUCUAUGAAUAGAUGCAUGAAAAAAAAAUAGGCUUGGGUUCCAUUUUUGAAGAGUAUUCCACUUUUUAGGCAGUAUUGUAAUCAAACUUCCAGGAUUAUCUCGACUAAUAGUAUGCUCAUAUAAGGACAAAGGUGUACCUUUUCUGAUUGAGAUUGUGGUAUAAUACAUCUCUUUUUUGUCUCAUUUUAUUUUCAAAGUGGGUUUGGGGUUUUACAAGUCAACAGUAUUAAUCUUAUUGCAAAGCAAAGGGAUAAAAGGUAUUAUGCUUAUUUUUGAAACUCCAGCAGGUAAUCUUCAUUGAUGUUUUUUUUCCCUCUAAACAUAUGUCUAAUGACCAAUUCGACAAUUUUAUCAGUGAAUAUGGUGUGCAAAUCAUAUUUCAGUAAAUGGUAUAUGUGAUGGGGAAAAGUAAAACAGAAUGUUACAUUAAUUUCAUUAUGAAUUUUACUGAAAUGAACAAAAAACUGAGAUUCUAAAGUAAAAAAAUAAUAUUUUAUCAAAGUUCAUUUCAAACUCCUGUACCGGUUUUCUGUUUUUUGCCAAAAAUAUAUAUUUUUAUAGGGAUUGGAUUGCACGAGUUUUAAUGGAUAUUUUUGCUCUUAAAUUUUUGCUCUCACAUAUUUUGUGUCAAAACUUUUUUUUCAUUGUGAUUAGUUACACUUAUGGUGGUAUUGUAGCUCACACUUGAGCUGGUAAAAGACAACAUCUCAAGUUUAUUUCCUAUGAGUGUAUAUUGUACAUAAAGCAAAUAUGUAAAUAAAGAUAUGAUGACAAUCUCUUUAUCUUGUCAAGAAAUAUUGCUCCAUUGAACAUAAGUCUAACUUAAAUCAUGGUCUAAAGAAGUAAAGAAGUAUGGUUAUUCAAAUGGGACGUAAAUCUCGAUGACCAAUUCACGAUCACAUUUUGAACGCGAAGCAUUACAAAACAUCUUGAAAUAGUAAAUAUAAUAGUUGUCUUCACCAUUGAAACGUGGGGAAGAUCUGCAUAAACUCACGAGGAGCGAGCGAACAGCGUAAACGAAUGUUCAACAAUUAUGACUUCCCAUAAUUUUAGCCCAGGCUUAGACCAUGAUAUAAGUUCAACCAGAGUUCUGAAUAAUUUUGUGGAAAAUGGAGAUAAUAUUCUAUAUUUUUGUUGUUUCCAGUACAACUCUAAGCGUGAUACAGGUAUGUGUGCUUUGAGCUUUGACCAAUGCACAAAGGAUUUGUGAUUUUUAUUUUUUUUAUUUCAAACAGUCAUACAGUACCAGUUUAUGAUUUCAGCCAUUUUGAUCCAGUACAUUUAUUGAAAUAUUUUAUUUUUUACGAAUUUUCAAUAGCUUUGUGGGAGGAAUCAUCAUCACCAUUUUUUGGUCACAUGUUUUUGGGCUUUCGAAUAGUAUGAUAUACUCGUCUCAAUAUGCUUGUAUGCUACCAUUCCAUGUUUAUGAUUGAGACCAUAUUGAGAAGCAUUGUUUUCUGAGAUGUAUUUCAUUCAGGUGAAGAUUAAAAUUAUUUUAUUUUUCGGGGGCUUUAUUUUUAGCCUCGUUGGAACAACUGCUGGAUCAUUAGGAUUAUUUCUUUCACUUUAAGGGCUACUUUUUUUUUGCUCAAUGAUCAAUUAUGCUGCGAAAGCAUGUCAAAUUCUUUGAUAUCUUGGAGCACCUUUCACGAAAGAUGGUUCCCCCAAAGCAUUCAAUUUUUCCAAUCUUAGGUGCGCGAUUGGCUUCAAUGAGGAUGAAAUAGUCCAUCCUCAUUUGUUUCAUACACCAAUGUCAUUUAGAGUUCUUUUAUAGUUGUGGCUACUGGUUUAAAAUCAGCACAUAUUCAUUAUCUUGCAUUGUAUCAAGUACUUUGCUUUAUUCUGCGUACUUAAGUCAGUUGGGGAGUUUCAGAAGCGUUGCGGACAAGCAUUGUGAGGUUGACGUAUCUUGCAUUGUAUCAAGUAUUUUGCUUUAUUCUGCAUAUUUUUUAAGUAGAUUGUGGAUCAGCAUUUCAGUAGCAUUAUAAAGUCGAAAUUGUGGUGUUUGAGUUUUAUUUUUUCGCACUUGUUAAAUGUCAAUAGAUAUAGAUUGGGCUAUUAUAGUAAAAUGAUAAUAAAUCUGAUUUUGAAAUUUGAUUCUGAAUUUUUUAUGUACCUGAGUAAGUAAUGAUUGAAUUAGAUGGUUUUCAUUGUGUGCCCAAAUUAAGGAUUGUAAUGUUUCUCUGGCCAACAUAUUUAUUAUGAAUAUAGUUGCUGUCCCCAAGGGUUGUAAACUCAGGCCCAGGCUCAAUACAUGUGGGUAUAUAUCCAAAGCUUGAGAUUUCAUCGUCCCGAUUGUCAAAAGAAUUUCCAGAUUCUCUAUCUGCUUUGAAGUUACCGGUACUGCUAGUUUUAUAUCUUCUUCAUUAUUGCAAAAAAUUAUUUCAUUGCAUAUAGAAUAGAAAAAGAUAACAAUAUUUGACUUGCACAUGCAUUGUAAGGCUAACUUUAAUGUGAUCAUAUGAUAUCAUGAAUAAUGUACAAAGAAAUAAAGGUUAAAGGUCACCUUGUUCGAAUAUAAACCUUACAAAGAAUAUUUAUCAUCUUUUGUUUGUGCACUGUUUUAUUUUUAACAUUGUAGAGUAUAUUGAACAUUCCUAUGUAAAGCAAGACACAUAUGUUGCUUUAUGUUAUUUUUUGCUUUUGUUUAGAGUAAUUUGAUAUGUAAGCUGCCAUUUGUUCCACACCCACUUGGUCUACUUUCCGUCUGGUUAUCCCAUUUGGUCUAAUCCCAGUUCGUCUAACUAUUUGGUCUAAUAACCAUUGAGCCCAUUUACCGUUUUGUUCAAUAUCCAUUUGGGUUCUAUUAAGCCUAAUUUCCACUUGGUCUAACAUCAUUUAGUCUCUGAUUCUAAAAUGAACUGCUAAUGAACCAAAUUUUCAUGGUACAACGUAUAAAAUGAUUUGUAGACGAAAGUCGAAAUUAGAUCAUCGGGGCAUAGGACUAAAUGUCAUUUAGACUAACUUGACAUUGGACCAAGUGAUCUGUAGACCACACAGCAAAUAAACUAAAUUGAUAGUAGAUCAUAUGGCCUGUAUUUUCUCAAAAGAGGUUUUAAUUGUACAAAAACCAUGUACUACGUAGAUUUCUUGUAUUAUCGUUCUUCAAGUAGGCGCUCUUUGCCUAAUAUGUGAUUGGAUUUGUCAUUGAAAUACGCGUAACUAUGCCCCAAAGUCUGUAGUCCAUGUUUUUGUACCAUGGUACAAUUGAAACCUCUAUUGAGAAUACGGUCCAAUGGGCUUAGUCUAAGUGGUAUUAGACCAUCUAUACCAACUGCUCUUAGACCAAGUACCGGUAGAUAUAUUGAUAGAAUCUUUCCCUAGUUCGAAGUUUGCUGUUGUGUAUUGUCGAGUAGCUCUUUUUACUCUUAAGGGAUCCUUUUUCCGAUUCUAACUCUCGCACUCUUCUUAUUCCUUGUUCGAGAGGAGGGUGGUAGCAAAUAUGGGGUGCAAUGUUAUUUAAAAAAAGCCCCCUUAAUCAAAGGUCAUGCAUUCUUGUAAUAUUUCAGAAUAUCACAAAAAUAUCCACACAAACCCUUGAAAUGUUUAUAAUUUUUCGAUUUGAAACUUGAGGGCACACAACUCAAAAUAUUGUUAUAUCGUCUUCCCUACCAAAAACGCAUAUGUUUGUGUUUUAAAUGAGUAUGCAGUAAAAUGUAGUAAAUAAAUGUGUGUAAAGUGUAAAUUAUCAUGUAAUGUAUGCAGCAUGUUCACUGUUUUAAUAUGUAUGUAAAUCCAAACACAUCUUCUGGGUGGUUUUGGGGGUCUUUUUCUCUUUUUCUUUGAAGUGUAUCUUUAUUGAAAAAUUACAUAUCAAUUUUCAACUAUUUUUUUUCAAUUUUCAUGCUAAAUUGCUCUACGUAUUCAUUACCACUGAAUUAUCCUUUUUGUUGUUGCUAUUUUUAUAUAUUUUUCCUGUUAUGUCCCUGUUAUUUUUUUUGCAUCAAUGAAAUGAACAUAUGUGUAUUUUUUGAAAUUCAAUAUUUUAAAAUUCCAAAUGGAGCAGUGUUAUGAGGGUAAUUUUAGUUUGUGAAAAUAUGAAGGAAAUUUGAUAUUUUUACUGAAUUGUGGCCCAUUUUACAAAGCUUGAUUGAUUCCCCCCCCCAAAAAAAAUGCAAAAAGUUUAUUUCUGUCCAUGCUUAAUCUUGCGUUCUGAGAUUCUGACAGAAACAGCAUUGCUAUGAAGCUGUUUGGUUUGCUAAGAUCAACUUAAGCUGAAGUUUUUAUUAAAGAUUCUUUCGUUCAUGAACCUUCUGCUUUAGAUCUACGACGCAACCUCCACGAUACAUGCGUCUUGCCAAUUACACUGUAUGUUCAAACCAAGGAGACGCUUUCUACGCAAGUGCAUUUCAAACAGUAUUUUUCACAAAUGACAGCGUUAUAGAAAUCUGGUUGGUGUUUCAUAAAGCUGUUCGUAACUUACGAGUGACUUUAUUAAAACGGCUUGCCGUCCUUUCUAGAUGCUAAAUCAAUGUCAAUGAAAAUUUGGUGGAUUUCAUUUUUAGCACAAGAGAGGAUCACCAGUCGUUCGUAAAGUCGCCCGUAACUUUCGAACAGCUUUAUGAACCGUCGCCUGCCUGGGCUGUCUCAUAUAUUACAGUCCUGGUGGGUGUUUCACAAAACUGUUAGUAAGUUAAGAGCGACUUCACAAAAACGUCUUGUCGCCUUUUCUUAGAUGCUCAAUCGACAUCAAUGAAAAUUUGUUGUAUUUCCUUUACCACGAGAAAGGAUCACCAGUCGUUCGUAACGUUGCUCGUAACUUUCGAACAGCUUUAUGAAACGUUGCCUGACCUGCCCGGUGCUGUUUCAUAUAUUGAGUCUAGCAUUACAAAAAUUUCAAAUUCGGUAUGAAGCCGUUGCUACAAAUGAAUACAAAACCAAGAUUGUGAAUGUAGCCUUUGCUAAGUAUGCUGCAUUUUUUAGAAGAUAAAGCCAUGAAGUUUCCUGUACGAAGGAAGUUUGGUGUCUUUGGUAAUAGGUUCUGUGGUACUUUUUUUUAUGGUGGUGGUUAAGGUCACAUUUUCUUACAGUUUUUGGGAGCUUCGUUGUUGCCAGGGCCUGGCCAAGUUUAGUGGACUAUGAAAUGUUUGGGAUGAAAUGAAAUGACAAUCUUGAUUAUUUUGCAAUUAAUGAUUCAAAGUUCUGAAUAAAUUCUUGAGGAGGAGCUAUGUUUCCAAUAUUAGAAAUGAUUCCACAUUUCAUUGUUAUAGUAGGAAGUACUGUGUUUAGUAUCAAAGCGUUUGAACAUCUCAAAUUUACAGUGGUACUUUGUAUGUUUAUGUUUGAUGUGCAAGACUUUCUUUCAAAGUCGCAUAUGAGUCGAUGACAUUUCUAUUAAAUUUUCAGAUUUGGAAAAGGGAAAGUUAAUUUCAUUAAUCAGAUAUGACUUUAUGACAAUGAUGACAAGAAAGCCAGAAGAUACAAGAGAUUGACUUCUGUGAAAUAAUGUGAUUAUAUUUGAGCUUUAUCCAAUGAAAGACAUAUUUGUGAUUGGUGUGAAAUGUUACAAAUGAAAUUGUAUUUUCUUCUAAUUUGCAAUUAAACAGUGAUUGCACUUGGCUUGUCUUAA
Messenger RNA from Lytechinus pictus (painted urchin), 8838 nucleotides. Its product is annotated as nucleolar protein dao-5-like. The record is from RefSeq and is a predicted model, not a curated record. The coding region runs from base 205 to 1704 and encodes 499 amino acids. Lineage: Eukaryota; Metazoa; Echinodermata; Echinoidea; Temnopleuroida; Toxopneustidae. The transcript has 8 exons.